This is a messenger RNA of Talaromyces stipitatus ATCC 10500, 2526 nucleotides long. RefSeq lists its product as uncharacterized. NCBI's taxonomy places the organism in Eukaryota, Fungi, Ascomycota, Eurotiomycetes, Eurotiales, Trichocomaceae. Bases 1 to 2526 code for a protein of 841 amino acids. The record is from RefSeq and is a predicted model, not a curated record. The transcript is spliced from 2 exons.
AUGUUGAGUGGUAGUUCUACUUUGCUGCAGCUCUUGAAGAGGCCGUCCGCUAUCUCCUUACUCCAUGACCUGGUUUCGACGUCUUCAGCUGCAGGCAUCGAGAGAUUGAACGUUCGGACGGAAAGAUGUAUCAACUGUCAGACACGGCGAUCUCAUGCGAAGCCGCUUCCUUGCGACAGUUCGAGCAUCGUCUCCGGCGCGGAAAAGAAUGUGAAAUUACAAGUUUAUGAUAUCGGUCGUGCAAAGUCAUCGAGCAGACUAAAUCGGCGAGAUAUUGGUCGGGGACCUACGGAGGGUGAUCUGCCACUGGCCCUAGACGUCGAUCAGCUCGAAUACGAAUCGUCUUUUCAUACCAAGAAGGUUAAUGGCAGGAAGCGACUUGUGGACGAUCCGGAGAGAAAACACGACUUUGGGCUGUGGAAGGAGCUACUACAGUAUAGAAAGCGGCGAUACGGUCAUCGGGGUGUGGUGGAAAUAUGGAACGGCUUCAUAGACCGAAGUGAUGGUAUACAGCUGCCCGUGCAAGGGGAACCAGCGGAUUAUAUCUGGGAAACAUUCGCGGAAGCAGGACUGGUAGACGAACAACUUUUAUAUGAGUUCACUACAUACGCUGAGAAAUUGUGGUUAAGUUCUAGGAAACGUUGGAGCAGACUGUAUCAAACAGUUGUCGGGGGACUAUUUACAAAAGGGUUACCAGAAGAAGCAAUCUCAUUGCAUCGCAGAUUGCAAUCCAUUCAUCUGGACGGGCCCACUGAUAUCGUCCUAGUGAUGGCACAGGCUGUCUCAUGUACACCCCAGAAACACCCGGACUGGUCGUUGUAUUCGCGUGAAACAAUCACGCUUGGAAAUGGGAGGGGCGUAAGAGCGUUCGGCGAGAUUUGCAUGGCAACAGAGGGCCACCAAAUAUACGAGACUGUCAUUCCUUUUUUACUUCGAAGGGGCCUUAUGCUGGAUGCAGCAUACAUGCAUGAUUUCCUGAUCAAGGGAGGAGAUAUGCCACGUGACCUGAAUACUGUGCAACAAGUUCUAGACUUUGCAAAUUCAGAAGGUCACACCUUCUCCCAGAAGGUCAGGCAGCGACUCCGGAAACUUAAGUCGAGUACUCUGAAUACAUCCGUUCUUGAAUCUCUUGCUCCAUCCGAACAGGUUGGAGCACCUAACAACAAUCUGCAGGAGAAGCCGGAUCGCCCAAAGGACCAAGAGGACUGGAUCAAAGAAAAGACCUUUAGAGAUGAGUUUGGUGCACGACUUUUUGCUACCAAAGCCCUGACGGUGGAUAUGAUUACCAAUGGUUUACAAAUGUUUGGUGUCCAAGCCAUUGGACCGCUUUCCUUACGGGAAAUUGCUCUCAGGGCAGAUGGUCCAAAGGAUAUUUUAGAGAAAAUGAGGGCACUUAGAAAGGCCAAUAUCACCAUUCGUGAUUGCGCAUUCACGAGACUAGUUGAGAAACUAGCACUAGAGCACAAGGAUAUCGUUCUUGAAGAUCUAUUACACAGCGACCAGCAUCCGGACGUCCUAGAAGAUGUCGCUGUACAGGAGAAUUUGCUAUGUUCUUACCUGUUAGCUCGAGAUUGGAGGCUCUACAACCUCACCAAAGCAGUGUUAAAUGAAGUGGCCAAGGACGACAUGGAUAAUAUUCAGUUUCGGGUAUCGCUAUCAGCGAAAGAAUGGUCGGCAGCAUCGGAUGUUGCAGAUAGAAUGUACCUUGAUGCCAAAAGCCUUACACAGCAGAGCAUCGACCACAUGUUCUAUACCGUUCUUACACCGCGACUUCCCGGCCGACUUCAACCCUACCCCGAAGACCCCAAGUUUGACGAAGUCAGUUAUGCGGCCCGAAUCCUGAAACUAGCAUUUAGAUCCGGAACUGAGAUUGACCCUCAAUAUUGGGUUGAGUUAUUGAAACGUAUGGGAAUGCAUAGACAUGAUCAAUGGCAGCAAGUCAACGAAUUGUGUUUAUGGCUUGCCCAUAAUUACGUGGUGCAGGACGACUCUCCAUUUCUGCAUAGUCUAUCGAGAUCCACUGGAACAGAACCCGAUGCGAUCCUAGCGAAGAAUCGCACCCUAAUACGACACAUCUUCAACCCGCGAAUGCAAAUGGCCCUCAUCGCCUGGGGAUUCAAGUCCUCUCUAUGGUAUAAAAACCAAGUCCGCGAAAUAGCCGAUCCAAUCGGCGGCGGAAUGGUUAUCCGCUGGACUCGAGGAUUACUCCUACUCCGAGACCUAGAACGUCUAGGAGUAACCAUCUACCCAAGCUUCGUGCGUCAAGCCUGCCGAGAAAGGCUACAAAUGCUAUUCGGAGAAUUAUACUCGGUUCGAAGAUGGAAUCGGACACUGCGGCAGAAGAAUCCCUUUAGGUUCUCGCGGAUUCUCAAUGAUAUGCUUACUAUUUAUCCGACGCUUUUCACGCAGGAGGACCGGGUUGAUUUGCACAAGCUUAUUGAUCGGCCGUUGCACGGUAUGGCCUCGCGGAGAAUGAGGGAGCAGUAUGAAUGGUUGGGUCAGUGGCCAGCUUCCCGGCAUCGAUGA